CGGGCUUCUCUACAGGUGCCUUCCUCGACGCUGUCACGACCACCACUCGCCCCUUGCUCUCCGUGCAGUCUGCAGACGGUCCUCUCGGCAUCGGCCAUUCUUUUCACAGUCGAGCGUCAAUCUCACACCUGCCUGUCCGUCUCCAGUCUCCCCGCCGAGCCGGUGCGUUGGAUGAGACACUGCCCAGCAAUCCCCGCAGUGUUAGUCGCCAGUGUAGCUGCUUCAAUGGCUGGCGCGAGCUCGCUCUUUCUCCCAUAGAUAUCCCUCUCAAUGCCCGAAACAACAGCCCCCCCCGUGGCCGCGGCGGAACCGCCCGCGGCGCCCACGACAAGGCCCAGGAGACAAAAAAAGACACCAGUGUUGCCCAAGCAGGUCUCUUAUCCGUUCUGGUUUGGAGGAAGUGCCAGCAGCAUGGCGGCGUGUGUGACACAUCCCCUGGAUCUGGUCAAGGUUCGGCUACAACUACGCGCCCCCGAUGCACCAAAAAACAUGACCGGCACCUUGAUGCAUAUCGUCCGGUCAGAGGGUGUCACCGGUCUAUACCGGGGUCUGACAGCCUCCCUCCUGCGACAAAUGACCUACUCGACCGUCCGCUUCGGCGUCUACGAGGAACUCAAGCGCCGGGCUGUCCCCGAGGGCGAAAAGCCAUCUCUCCCAUUACUCAUCGGCCUGUCCGCCUUCUCCGGGGUGCUCGGCGGCAUAUCCGGCAACGCCGCGGACGUCACCAACGUGCGGAUGCAGCAGGACUCCGCCCUGCCGCGGGACCAGCAGCGCGGCUACCGCAACGGCCUGCACGGCAUGUACCGCAUGUUCCGCGAGGAGGGUUUGCGCUCGUGGUUCCGCGGCGUCGGCGCCAACAGCAUGCGCGCCGCGCUCAUGAACGCCUCGCAGCUCGCCAGCUACGACACGUUCAAGGUCAUGCUUAUGACGCACACGCCCCUGGGCGACACCACCACGACGCACUUUGCCUCGUCCCUGCUCGCGGGCUUCGUCGCCACCACGAUAUGCAGCCCCGUCGACGUCAUCAAGAGCAGGGUCAUGAGCGCCAGCGGCAAGCAGGGCAUCGCGAGCCUGCUCUCCGAGAUCUACGCCAAGGAGGGCGUCCGGUGGAUGUUCAAGGGAUGGGUGCCCGCCUUCUUGCGUCUGGGACCUCAAACAAUCUGCACAUUCCUCUUCCUUGAGGCCCACCGCAACGCGUACAGGAAAUUCAAGGGUCUCGAUGCUUAAGACACCCGGCCCUCCUGCCGUCUGGCGUGAAAAGACUAGGCGGUUGCGCCGGGCGGGACUCAGGCCAGUGUGGCAAUGGAGACAGCAUGGUUGAUUGGACUUUGUUUGGAUUCACAUUCAAAUAGGGCACGGCGUUCAUGGGGGUCACUUUUUUUCCCAUUUCUUUUUGGGGGUUUUCUUUUCUCCAUAGACUUUGGCCGUGCAGUUGUGGUAGCAUUGCAUUUUUUCUUUACCCGGUGGUGCCAGUUGAGGCAAGCACCCCCCGGGAGAGGGAAUAUACGCAUAGAGAUAUAUAUAUACCAGUAUACAGGGCAAGUCUCAGGACGUCCAAAACAU
Microdochium trichocladiopsis is the source of this 1563-nucleotide messenger RNA. RefSeq names its product mitochondrial carrier domain-containing protein. The transcript has 4 exons. The record is from RefSeq and is a predicted model, not a curated record. Bases 271 to 1227 code for a protein of 318 amino acids. Gene Ontology annotation, molecular function: succinate transmembrane transporter activity; malate transmembrane transporter activity; sulfate transmembrane transporter activity. NCBI's taxonomy places the organism in Eukaryota, Fungi, Ascomycota, Sordariomycetes, Xylariales, Microdochiaceae. Gene Ontology annotation, biological process: oxaloacetate transport; thiosulfate transport; succinate transmembrane transport.